AUGUCCGAACAGAACAAGCAGGAGCCGAGCCAGAUCUCUGGGCAGCUCAAGGGCAUGGCUGAACAGGCCAUCGGAUCCGUCCUCCCCGGAGCCACGGGAGAUGCGUGGAUCGAGUCUGGACAGAAGCUCCAGCAGGAGGGCCAGGUCGAGGUCGAGGAGGCCAAGCUUGAGGCGAAGAAGGAUGCGACUGUCGACAGCGCGAAGGGCAAGGCCAAGUCUGCUUUCGGCUAUGUCACGGGUAACCAGGAGAUGCAGAACGAGGGCAACAUGCAGGCUGAGGGUGCUCAGUGGAAGUACAAGCAGGCGAACAGUGACGGCAUCGCUUCUGUCCCAGUCCCGAGCGCCGAGGGCGUCAAGGGCAAGCUGGAGAGUGUCGCGGGGAUGGUGACGGGGGAUCAGAGCAAGCAGAUGGAGGGCAAUGCGCGUGCUGAGAAGGCCGCUUGGAAGGAUGGCGUGUAG
Molecule: messenger RNA, 459 nt
Organism: Trichosporon asahii var. asahii CBS 2479
Lineage: Eukaryota; Fungi; Basidiomycota; Tremellomycetes; Trichosporonales; Trichosporonaceae
Exons: 3
Coding region: 1-459 (152 amino acids)
Source: RefSeq, a predicted model, not a curated record